GUUCCUGCCGCCCCAGCGGGCCCCGACCCGCCAUCUGCGUCCCAAUUGCACCAUGGAUCAUUCAGAGAAGAAGAUAUCGGUAUGGAUCUGCCAGGAGGAGAAGCUGGUGUCAGGGCUCUCUCGUCGCACUACUUGCUCGGACGUGGUGCGUGUGCUGUUGGAAGACGGCUGCCGGCGACGACGGAAGCAGCGGCGUGGCCGGCGGCGGGGGACGGUCAGCGACCCCCCAGGCCCAGAGGAGCUCCCAGAAGCCCUGGACGAUGACGACGACGACGACGACGAUGAGACGCUGCCGCCAGGCUUGUUGUGUGGGCCUCCGCAGUGCUAUUGUAUCGUGGAGAAGUGGCGAGGCUUUGAACGCAUUCUGCCCAACAAGACGCGCAUCUUGCGCCUGUGGGCGGCCUGGGGCGACGAGCAGGAGAAUGUGCGCUUCGUGCUGGUGCGCAGCGAGGCAUCGCUGCCCAACACGGGUCCGCGCAGCGCCGAAGCGCGCGUGGUGCUCAGCCGAGAGCGCCCCUGCUCAGCUCGGGGGGUCCCGCCAAGGCCUAGCCUGGCCAUGACGCAGGAGAAGCAGCGGCGGGUGGUGCGCAAGGCCUUCCGCAAGCUGGCCAAGCUCAAUCGCCGGCGCCAGCAGCAGUUGUCGUCGCCCUGUUCCUCCACUUCGUCGUCCACCGCUUCUUCCUGCUCGUCGUCGUCGCACGCCACUGAGAGCGUGUCGGUGGAGCGCAUGGAGACGCUGGUGCAUUUGGUGCUUUCCCAGGACCACACCAUCCGUCAGCAGGUGCAGCGGCUCCGGGAGCUAGACCGCGAGAUCGAUCGCUACGAGGCCAAGGUGCACCUGGACCGUAUGCGGCGGCACGGAGUCAACUACGUGCAGGAAACCUACUUGGUGGGCUCAGGCAUCGAGCUCGACGGGCCAAGCCCAGGAGAGGAGCCAGAGGCGGCGGCUACGGAGGCUCCGGCGGCGGCAGUGUCCCUGGACGGUGAGGCUCAGGCAGAGGCGCUGGAAGAGCUGGCCCGGCGCUGCGACGACCUGCUGCGGCUGCAGGAGCAGCGAGCCCAGCAGGAGGAGUUGCUCGAGCGCCUCUCCGCCGAGAUUCAGGAGGAGCUGAACCAGAGGUGGAUGCGGCGGCGCCAGGAGGAGCUCGCAGCUCGGGAGGAGUCCCCGGAGCCGGACGGCAGCCCCGACGGCGAGCUGUUGCUGGAGCAGGAGCGGGUCCGGACUCAGCUCAGCACCAGCCUCUACAUUGGGCUCCGGCUCAACACGGACCUGGAAGCCGUCAAGUCGGACUUGAAUUACAGCCAGCAGCAGUGGGACAGCAAGGAGCGCGAGUUGCAGGGCCUUCUGCAGACUUUGCACACGUUGGAGUUGACGGUAUCUCCUGAGGGGACUACCGGCUCUGGCGGACCCUUGAGGGAACCCAGGCCUCAGGCCUGCGCUGAGGUGUGGGUGGACCAGGCCCGCGGACUGGCCAAAAACUGUCCUGGCAACGACGAGGACUCGGACACGGGGCUGAGCUCUAUGCACAGCCAGGACUCAGACUCGGUGCCCGUGUGCGAAUCCCUUGUAUAG
This is a messenger RNA of Pteronotus mesoamericanus, 1573 nucleotides long. It is a transcript of the gene RASSF10, whose product is annotated as Ras association domain family member 10. Gene Ontology annotation, biological process: signal transduction. The coding region runs from base 53 to 1573 and encodes 506 amino acids. The transcript has a single exon. NCBI's taxonomy places the organism in Eukaryota, Metazoa, Chordata, Mammalia, Chiroptera, Mormoopidae. The record is from RefSeq and is a predicted model, not a curated record.